AUGGAUUCUCAUCCAUAUAGGCAAACGCCAAAGUUUGUUGAACUGCUUACCAGUCAACAAAACAUUGUCUUUGGUUUGUCUGAAGAUAGUCUCAACCUAUCUUCAUCACAAGUCCCUCUUUUUGGCUCCCAACCGAGUGAAGAUUCCAACUUUGGCGACAGCACUCCUGCAGGGCGUCGAGAAAGGAGGAAAUGGACGCCAGGAGAUGACGUUCUGCUCAUCAGCUCGUGGCUUAAUACAAGCAAAGACCCUGUGGUCUCGAAUGAGAAAAAAUCCGGGGCUUUCUGGAAAAGGGUCGCAGCAUACUUCGCCGCAAGCCCCAAGGUACAAGGCUAUGAAGUCAGAGAGGCGACCCAGUGCAAGAACCAUUGGCAGAAGAUCAAUGAUCUAGUCAACAAGUUUUCUCAUGAGAUAUUCUUCAACAACCACCAAAACAAAUUCAACCUUGAGCAUGCUUGGAAGGAGCUUCGAAACGAUCAGAAAUGGUGUGAGCUUUAUACUUGCAAAGCCGGUGGAAGCGGAAAGAGGAGGAAGCUUGAUGAUGGUGCGCAUUCCUCAACCUCUCAUGCGUUUGAAACCAUGAAUGAUGAAGCUGAUGAAGUAGCCACUCGUCCCCCGGGUGUCAAGGCAUCAAAGGGGCUUGCUAAGAAUAAGGCAGAGACUGAGUAUCAGAGGAUGUGGAACAUCAAGAAGGAGGAUAUGACUAUGAGGGACAGGCUUUUGAAGAUGAAGCUGCUGGAUAACCUAUUGGCAAAAACAGAACCGUUAGCUGAGGAUGAGGCAGCACUGAAGUCGAAGCUCAUAACUGAAUUGCUGUCUUAA
Messenger RNA from Brassica napus (rape), 822 nucleotides. Its product is annotated as glutathione S-transferase T3-like. The transcript has 2 exons. The record is from RefSeq and is a predicted model, not a curated record. The coding region runs from base 1 to 822 and encodes 273 amino acids. Lineage: Eukaryota; Viridiplantae; Streptophyta; Magnoliopsida; Brassicales; Brassicaceae.